AUUUAAUUCCGUUUAAGAUAUACAUUCUUGUCUUAGUUUGUUACUUCCAAAUUGCAAACCACUUACAGCAAUGUACGAUUUGGAAGAGUCCUUGCCAGCAGCUCCACAGCCGUCAACACUGUAUUUGAAUGUGCCCAUACGCAAUUCUCCAUCUACUGACAAAAAUAUCAGUGAACGGACUACAGCAUCUGUUGGCUGUCCUAACGCAACAAAUUUCGAAUCAUUGGCAAACGAGAUUCCAGUUGACUUGAACAGACCUUCUGAGAUUGAAAACAAAAGACCGUCGUCAAGCUACAGAAAUUACGAAUGCGGAGAACCGAUGCGGCCUCAGCAUUUGAGAAUUGACUUUUCUCCGUCAGAACAAGACGACAAUGAAGAAACGGAAAUGAAAUGUAUAGAUUUUUUCAAAUAUUUACAAGGUCGACCUGAUAUCCAAAGGUUAAUGGUGACACCGGUUUUAGUGGGUUGGGAAGUUCCUACUCAACCUUCGACAGUUGAAAGCAUGAAGGAAGAAGUAGAAGACAAAGAACAAGCCGUUUAUUGGAUGGAAGUUUUGGCUCUCUGUACAGCACGUUCGAGGCAAACAUCGAAGUUGCAAUUCGGAAGAUGAAUAGUGACGAAGAUUGGAUAUGCCCAGAAAGCACGCCCGUGUAGAAAGUACGCAGCAAAUGGUUCUAUGCGAGACCUUUUCUAUUCAAUACUUACCACUAAAUAGGAGUAUAAAUUUCUUAGGCAAUGUCAAUGGGAAUAGUACUCUAUAGAACAGUGACAAAGGGUGGAACCCUUCGUUACUGGCAUCUAAUUAAGUUAAUCAAUUGUUUAAUAUAAAAGGAACGAUGGUAAACCAAUGGGAGGAUAGUUGAUUGAGAGGUGAUCGGUUUGAAUACCAGUGAAGGCAUUUAUCAAAAUAACACGCUGACCAAAAUAAUGUACACUUGUAACGAGAUUAUAUUAUAGCCAAAUUCGAUGUAGAAUGUUUAAUAACAAAACGUUGCUUGGCAACCAACGAUGACAUAGGAAAAGAACAUUUUUUUCGAUGCACUUUAUUAAGGCUUGCUCUGCCC
Molecule: messenger RNA, 1064 nt
Organism: Hyposmocoma kahamanoa
Lineage: Eukaryota; Metazoa; Arthropoda; Insecta; Lepidoptera; Cosmopterigidae
Exons: 5
Coding region: 71-610 (179 amino acids)
Source: RefSeq, a predicted model, not a curated record